AGCUGUGAUCGGCGUCCGGCAUCGCGCGGUCUCCGCCGAGAACUGCCGAGGAGAUGGGAAACAUUUGCCGGCCGCCGCCGCAGACGGCCGUUGGCGCUGGUACCGUUGGCGAGGCUCCGGAGCAGAUGGAGGAGGAAGUGGGCAUGAACUGCUUGAUGAGUAACAAGCUGAACUGCUUCCACAAGAGCGACUCCUUUGAGAUCACCGGCUCUGAGGCCUCCACGCCGGGUCCCAAGACGUUACACGGCUAUGUCCCGGUGACACCCAUCUCAGCGUCCAGUUAUGAUGCCAUGCCCGAAGCCGACGAGGAGGGCCCCAACAUGCGCUUCUUGGACUACCAGGAGAGAGGUGGCCAUGGAGAGACGGUCUACUUGCACCUGUAUGACCUCAACGACACCUUCGCACACAUGAAUUCGGUGUCCCUCGACUUGCUGGGCCUCGGCGGUGCGUUACACGUGGGUGUCGAGGUCCUGGGCAACGAGUGGAGCUUUGGCAUGCAGGGUGUAUCCAUCACGACGCCCAAGCAGAAUCAGUACUAUACCUACCGCCAGACGGUGGCCAUGGGCCGCACCGGCUUGAAGCGGAAAGAGGUGGAGGGUGCGAUUUUAGCCUUGAAGCGUCGUUGGUCAGGCGUGGAGUACGAUCUUCUCGAUCGAAACUGUGGCCAUUUCUGCAACGAGCUUUGCCAAGCGCUUGGCGUGGGGCGCAUGCCCUCGUGGGUGACGCGUGUGGCUGAGACGAUGGCGCUCAUGCCCGGGUCGCACACCCUGAAGAACUCCAUCUCCCGCGCGAUGAUGGAGGAUCAAGGAGGUAUCUCUCCUCGCUUGAUGGACGAUGAGGCCUACCUGGUGUCAACGCCGCCGGCGCAUCCAGGCAGGUUCAUCCGAAGCCCUCCAGGCUCGGGUGCCACGCUGCCCUCCACCGGUUCGCCAGUGCAUUGCCACUUCGCCGGCGCCGACACCUUCGGUCAAAACAUCAGCUUGGCCCAGCAGCGCUGCGAGGCCUUCCACGUGGAUGGCAAAAACCGGCAGGCCUUCGCUCGUUGCCGAUGCGCAUGAUGUCCGUGGCAGCCAGAGGAGGCGCCUAGGUCCUUCGCCUGGCUCCAUGGCCGGGCUCCGAAAAAAGAUCUGCCGAUGGAACAGAAGUGAACAGAAGUCGAAGGUCUUCCAGUCGAUGCCUCACAGAAGUUGACCGGAUCCCUGCAGUUUGGGAGUUUCCAGUACCAUAGCCG
Messenger RNA from Durusdinium trenchii, 1231 nucleotides. NCBI's taxonomy places the organism in Eukaryota, Dinophyceae, Suessiales, Symbiodiniaceae. The record is from the annotation of a GenBank genome assembly.